GCGGCGAGUGGUUAGUUCAGCCAAUAGGAGGAAAGAGUUGUAUUGUGCUUGCUGCUGGUUGGCUGGUUUUGUUUGCUGCGGAAGUAAUUGUACAACAUGGCUAGUGAAGGUGAGAGCAAUAAUCUUGCUGGCGUACGGCACAUUAUCCUGGUGUUGUCGGGGAAAGGAGGAGUCGGCAAAAGUACCAUCUCCACAGAGAUCGCACUGGCACUGCGUCGUGUGGGGAAAAAGGUUGGAAUUCUAGACGUAGAUUUGUGUGGGCCUAGUAUACCUCGUAUGCUGAAUGCUCACAAAAAGGAUGUCCACCAGUGUGAUGGUGGCUGGGUGCCAGUCUAUGUGGACCAAGAGAAGAGCAUCUCCCUCAUGUCUAUUGGCUUCCUGCUGGAGCACCCUGAUGACGCUGUGGUAUGGAGAGGACCCAAGAAGAAUGCUCUAAUAAAACAGUUUGUCAGUGAUGUGGCCUGGGGAGAACUGGACUUCCUUAUUGUGGACACCCCACCAGGAACAUCAGAUGAACAUAUAACCACCGUGGAUGCUCUGCGACCCUUCAAUCCAAUGGGAGCGGUAUUGGUCACCACUCCACAGGCUGUAUCCAUUGGAGAUGUCAGACGGGAGCUGACGUUCUGUAGGAAGAUGGGUCUUCCAAUCAUUGGCAUUGUAGAGAACAUGAGUGGAUUUGUGUGCCCACAUUGCACG
This is a messenger RNA of Rana temporaria (common frog), 696 nucleotides long. It is a transcript of the gene NUBP2, whose product is annotated as nucleotide binding protein 2. Gene Ontology annotation, molecular function: ATP-dependent FeS chaperone activity; 4 iron, 4 sulfur cluster binding; ATP binding. The record is from RefSeq and is a predicted model, not a curated record. NCBI's taxonomy places the organism in Eukaryota, Metazoa, Chordata, Amphibia, Anura, Ranidae. Gene Ontology annotation, cellular component: cytosol. Gene Ontology annotation, biological process: iron-sulfur cluster assembly.